GAUCCGUUUAGGAGAUGCAUGAAGAGCUGCAAGGAGUGGCGGAGGAGAAGAGCGGGUGCACGAGCCACGGCUGAAUGUGCAUGAGUGUGCUGAGGAGAGCAGGUGGAUGAGUGAAUUGGAGGAAAAAAAAACAAAAAAACAGGAGACAGGGGGAGAACUGAAAGCAGGAGAGCACAUCUCUUAUCCAGCAUCUUUGAGAAGCUGAGCCAGACGCACAGAAAACAUGGCCAACAUCACCACCACAAUUCACCAAAGUAGUCUCCCUGAGGCAGUCUCUCUAUCCCGCGUCUCCUUUCAGGUCCAAGAAGUCUACCCAUUCCAUGAUGGCUGGAACAUUGCCUGCUUCAUCAUUCUUCUACUUUUCAUCCUUACCGUCCUGUCGCUGACUGCUCUGGCCGUCCUCUAUGAGCUGCUAGACUGUGGAUGCUGCGCUAAAGGAAAAACACACCACCAGCUUCAAGAACAAGGGCCAGGAGGCUGCGGCAAGCUCAUGACCAGCAUUUGCAAGGAGCCAGAAUCUCACACAGAAGUGGUAUAGAGCCAACAGGGAGUGAUAAAAGGGGAAAUAGCAUUUCCACUCACAUAAAAAAGGACUAAAAUCAACAAAAUAUUUUCCCAGUUACCUACUGUAAAAAUGUAUAUUAGACAAGUAAUGAAAGGGAAAUAGAUGCAUGAUAAGCAUACUGACAAGUUGCUUUAAACACUUUUUUUUUUUUAAGAUAAAGAAAUGUUUUUUUGCUGCUUCUUUUUCCUAAGUCAAAAUGGACUAUAUUACUGCAUGCCAAAAUAAAGGCAAUGUUAACCAUCGGAAAGCAAGAAUGUUUUCUUUACGUUUCACAUAUUACCAUCUUGACAGUACGUCGACAUAAAUAGCACUGCUUCGUUAGCGUAAGAUAUUUCGAUAUCUGAACAGUGAGAGAUUUAAUCGUCAUUCCAUAUGCCUUAAUCACAAACUGCCUAUUCAACUCUCACUAACAUAUAUGGGUUUUUAUUCACCGUCUUAAAAACUGACUGAUGCUUGGCAUGCAAAUUGUGUGGGCUAAUUUUGUUGGACAUGUGUGUAUAUGAAAGGGUUAAAACAAUCGUUAAGAUUUUCAAAGAAAAAUUCUCCAUUCCUAUUGUAAAAAAAAAAA
Cyprinodon tularosa is the source of this 1133-nucleotide messenger RNA. RefSeq names its product small integral membrane protein 18 (gene smim18). NCBI's taxonomy places the organism in Eukaryota, Metazoa, Chordata, Actinopteri, Cyprinodontiformes, Cyprinodontidae. Bases 224 to 538 code for a protein of 104 amino acids. The record is from RefSeq and is a predicted model, not a curated record. The transcript is spliced from 2 exons.